UGACGAGGCUCCCCUAAUACCAGUUUUCUAGCAGUCAAUUGCUAUCUAUCCACAACUUGUCCUGUACAGUCCAGAGCCUUUUCUCAUUACAAGUUUCUGUAAAUCGUCGCUGGGCCAGCAAUCCCCAGAUCGUCUCAGUAACAUGUCUGGAGAAAAACGACCUGCCCAAGAAGCUUUUGGGUCAUCUAGUCAGCUCGUUGUGAAACGAAAAAAGUCCGACGCUGGCUUGGAUAAUGGCACUGCCGUGGUUAAAAGCUCGUCGCAGAAUGGAACACUUGUGCAAGCGGUUCCUCGCACCAGUGGGCUUGAGGCGCCGAUUAUGGAGCUAACAGGUCAUUCUGGUGAAAUCUUUACUGUCCGGUUCGACCCUACCGCACAGCAUAUUGCAUCCGGUUCAAUGGAUAGGUCUAUUUUGCUUUGGAAUACCUAUGGACAAUGUGAAAAUUAUGGUGUUUUGUCAGGCCACCGAGGAGCGGUCCUUGAUCUACAAUGGUCUCGCGACUCAAGAACGAUCUUCUCUGCGUCAGCCGAUAUGACGCUGGCAAGCUGGGAUCUGGAAACUGGGCAAAGAAUACGUCGCCAUAUGGGUCACGAGGAAAUAGUGAACUGUCUAGAUAUUAGCAAGAGGGGCCAGGAAUUGUUGGUUAGUGGCAGUGAUGAUGGUUGUGUGGGAAUCUGGGAUCCCCGACAAAAGGAGGCUAUCGAAUAUCUGGAAACGGAACUGCCCAUUACAGCAGUGGCCUUGUCGGAAGCAGGUAACGAAAUUUACAGUGGCGGCAUUGAUAACGCGAUUCAUGUAUGGGACCUGCGGAAAAAAUCUAUCACUUAUUCCAUGACGGGGCACAUGGAUACUAUCACCUCAUUGGAAAUUUCGCCAGACUCGCAGACUCUUCUCUCCAAUUCUCAUGAUUCGACUGUACGCGCAUGGGAUAUCCGACCUUUUGCGCCAACAAAUCGACUUAUCAAGACGUAUGACGGCGCUCCUGUCGGACUAGAGAAGAACCUCGUUCGAGCAAGCUGGGACCCGAAGGGUGAAAGGAUUGCUGCGGGGAGUGGUGACAGGAGCGUAGUCGUCUGGGAUUUCAAAACCGGAAAGCUUCUAUACAAGCUUCCCGGGCAUAAGGGUACAGUCAAUGAUGUACGAUUCUCGCCGAACGGCGAACCCAUCAUUGUUUCUGGCUCAUCUGAUCGAACCCUGAUGCUGGGAGAACUUGGCAAAUGAGGAUACACGGAUUCCAGGUUAUUAUGCAUCAACGUAAUGUCCAGCACGUUCCAGAUUUCAUUUUUCGACAGAGAUCAAUGUCAGACUCAAUGUCUUGUGCGGUACCAUGAAGGUCGCUUAACUCGACUAAAUACGGCCUACUCGAAGUGUUGCAGCAAAGAUGUGCAUUGCAGCAACAAGAACACGAGUUAUAUGAUAUGUAUCACACAUGUGAGAACGAAUUGUCGAGCAGACGAUUCCAAACAACUACUCAGGGAUCUAGUAAUGAGCAUGGAUUGAAGGAUUAGAGUAGUGGCUGUGUACCAGAUUUCGUUCCUUUAAUCGUGUCGUGGAGUGUAAGAUUUAACAAGCAUGAAAGUCGAACGAGCAGC
Molecule: messenger RNA, 1593 nt
Organism: Aspergillus pseudonomiae
Lineage: Eukaryota; Fungi; Ascomycota; Eurotiomycetes; Eurotiales; Aspergillaceae
Product: WD40 repeat domain-containing protein
Exons: 5
Coding region: 143-1222 (359 amino acids)
Cellular component (GO): catalytic step 2 spliceosome
Molecular function (GO): RNA binding; protein binding
Source: RefSeq, a predicted model, not a curated record